This is a messenger RNA of Cercopithifilaria johnstoni, 510 nucleotides long. NCBI's taxonomy places the organism in Eukaryota, Metazoa, Nematoda, Chromadorea, Rhabditida, Onchocercidae. The record is from the annotation of a GenBank genome assembly.
AUGGUAUCUUUCGGAGAUGUCACGGAGUUAGGGGGAUGGGAUGUGGUGAUUUUUGUGUUCGUGGUUUACGUGGUUUUUGUCGUGUUCUUGAAGAAGCCUACAAAAGACGUACGUCCGAAUGGGGAAGAAAAAACGUCGAAUGCUCUUCCACCCAUGCAAAAGAGGGAUUUUACAGUGGAACAAUUGUUACCCUUUGACGGCGUCCAAAAUGAACGAAUCCUUAUGGCUAUUUGCGGAAAGGUAUUUGACGUGACGAAAGGAAGCUUAUUUUAUGGCCCCGAAGGUGCAUAUAGUAAAUUGGCAGGUCAUGAUGCCACGCGAGCAUUGGCGACGAUGGAUAUCACCUUGGUUAAAGAUACUCCAGAUGAUUUAAGUGAUAUUUCAGAUUUAGAUCUUAAUACAGCUAGAGAAUGGAUGCAGUCAUUCAUCUACAAAUAUCCUGUUGUGGGGAAAUUGUUAGCCGAGGGUGAAGAGUCGACCGAUUACAAAGGCGAAUUGGCAUCGCUGUAA